Messenger RNA from Leptonychotes weddellii (Weddell seal), 4395 nucleotides. The record is from RefSeq and is a predicted model, not a curated record. Lineage: Eukaryota; Metazoa; Chordata; Mammalia; Carnivora; Phocidae.
AUGGGGCUCAAGCUGGACACAGCAAAGGAAAGCCAGAAGAGCUACGAACAGGAGGCAUUGAACUCAAUCAUGAAGGAUCUGGUGGCCCUCCAGAUGAGCCGACGUCCCCGGGUGCCUGGAUAUGAGACCAUGAAGAACAAAGACACGGGUCACCCAAAUAGGCAGAAAAAACACAACAGCAGCAGCUCAGCCCUUCUGAACAGCCCCACAGUAACAACAAGCUCAUGUGCAGGGGCCAGUGAGAAAAAGAAAUUUUUGAGUGACGUCAGAAUCAAGUUUGAGCACAACGGGGAGAGGCGAAUGACCAGUCCCUCUCCCCAUUCCGGGGUGUCCAGGCAGGUGCGGAUCAAAGCUUCCCAGUCUGCAGGAGAUAUCAAUACCAUCUACCAGCCCCCUGAGCCCAGAAGCAGGCACCUCUCUGUCAGCUCCCAGAACCCUGGCCGAAGCUCACCUCCCCCUGGCUACGUGCCUGAGCGGCAGCAACGCAUUGCCCGGCAGGGGUCCUACACCAGCAUCAACAGCGAGGGGGAGUUCAUCCCAGAGACCAGCGAGCAGUGUAUGUUGGAUCCCCUGAGCAGUGCUGAAAAUUCCUUGUCAGGAAGCUGCCAAUCCUUGGACAGGUCAGCAGACAGCCCAUCCUUCCGGAAAUCGAGAAUGUCCCGAGCCCAGAGCUUCCCAGACAACAGACAGGAGUUCUCGGAUCGGGAAACUCAGCUGUAUGACAAAGGGGUCAAAGGUGGAACCUACCCCCGGCGCUACCACGUGUCUGUGCACCACAAGGACUACAAUGAGGGCAGAAGAACGUUUCCACGAAUACGGCGUCAUCAAGGCAACCUCUUUACCCUGGUGCCGUCUAGCCGCUCCCUGAGCACAAAUGGCGAGAACAUGGGUCUGGCAGUACAAUACCUCGACCCGAGAGGGCGCCUGCGGAGUGCGGACAGCGAGAAUGCCCUCUCUGUGCAGGAGAGGAAUGUGCCGACCAAGUCUCCUAGUGCCCCCAUCAAUUGGCGCCGUGGGAAGCUUCUGGGCCAGGGUGCCUUCGGCAGGGUCUAUCUGUGCUAUGACGUGGACACAGGACGUGAACUUGCUUCCAAGCAAGUCCAAUUUGACCCAGACAGCCCUGAGACAAGCAAGGAGGUGAGUGCCCUGGAGUGUGAGAUCCAGUUGUUGAAGAAUUUGCAGCAUGAGCGCAUAGUGCAGUACUACGGCUGUCUGCGGGACCGUGCAGAGAAGACUCUGACCAUCUUCAUGGAGUACAUGCCGGGGGGCUCAGUGAAAGACCAGUUGAAGGCUUAUGGAGCUCUGACAGAGAGCGUGACCCGCAAAUACACCCGGCAGAUCCUGGAGGGCAUGUCCUACCUGCACAGCAACAUGAUCGUUCACCGAGACAUCAAGGGAGCCAACAUCCUCCGAGACUCUGCCGGGAAUGUGAAGCUGGGGGACUUUGGGGCCAGCAAGCGCCUGCAGACCAUCUGCAUGUCCGGCACAGGCAUGCGCUCGGUCACUGGCACGCCCUACUGGAUGAGUCCUGAGGUGAUCAGCGGCGAGGGCUACGGGAGGAAGGCAGAUGUGUGGAGCCUGGGCUGUACCGUGGUAGAGAUGCUGACAGAGAAACCACCUUGGGCAGAGUAUGAAGCCAUGGCUGCCAUUUUCAAGAUUGCCACCCAGCCCACCAAUCCUCAGCUGCCCUCCCACAUCUCUGAGCACGGCCGGGACUUCCUGAGGCGCAUUUUUGUGGAGGCCCGCCAGAGACCUUCGGCCGAGGAGCUGCUCACACACCACUUUGCACAGCUCGCGUACUGAGCUCCCUAGGCUCACUGCCGCCAGCCUCCCCUGCUGCACGGGCAAGGGGCUGCCGUGCGGCUCCGCAAAGUUGCUGCUUCUCCUGGGCAACGCUGUGGACCAUGGAGCUGCAGUCCAGCCAGCGUUCGUCUGUGCCCCGUCCACCACGGGGGCUCAGAGCCAGGGCGGGGUGGCUGCAGCCUCAAGAGGACUGGGAGCCCCCAGCCUGCCAGACCCGAGAGCUCCAGCAUCCUAAGCUCCUCGUGGAGGGGAAGGGGCUAGGAACAGUAUGCAAAGCGCUGAGGGCCUUACCCUCAGGGCUGUGUCCUGACACUGCAGUCAGCGCCAAAGCCCCACGGGUGUGGGGGCACAGGACUGACACGAGGGUCUGCUUAGUGUUACUUUCAUUCAGAGUGUUAUUUUGUUUCUCCUCCCAUGUCUGGAGACCACCAGGGCAUCUCUGGGCUGGAUGAGCCCCCCCAAGCCUGAGGUAAAGCCCAGCAUCCCACAGCCAAUGGAAGGCAGAGGCUGGGGCUGCGCUCUCCCCGGAUCCCCUAGGUCAGCUUUGCCAGUCCCUGUCCUUUACCAAAGAUGAAUGAAGCAAAUGUUAUGCUGCCUUAUUCAGGGAAGGAGGAACCCAUCCUGCCUGCCCCCAUGACCCUGCACCCCCCACCCCCAGCAGGGGCCUGAGAUGUGGAACUUCCCCCACUUGGGGCAGGGGAGACCCAGUUUUGUCAAUGCAAUUGUCUCUGUUUUACAAGUUGGAGUCACUCUUAUGCUGUACCCAGUGUCUAAACUGGAGACUGUGUGCCCUUGGGCUCUGAGUAUCCCUGUUGUGGGCUUGGGCCUUGGGCUGGAUUGGAAAGAGCUGAAGGUAAUGGCCUUUGUGUUCCUGACCUGGCACCUUUUCCCCCACUGGAGCAGAAAGGAAGAUGGACAUCGUGGUGAGGGCAUCUGAUCCAGCUGGCUGCCAGACGCCUGGGCAGGCUCUUCUGGACAGCCAGGGAAGUUGGAUCAGGCUGUCUGUGAGUCGUGACCCUGCUAGGCCAGAGCCCUCUCCAUCUGGUAGAAGGGAGAGCCCAUGUGAUGUCACCAACUGUGUCCCAAACUACCAUCUCUGUUCCUUCUUGGCCAGCCUUGCCCAUCCCCAUGAGGUCUCAGCCUCUUUCCCUUCUUUGAGGAGGAAUGGUAGCAGGGGUCGCGGAGCCAGCGUCUCCAAGCAGCUUAGUUAGAGUUGGCCUUAUUUACCUCAGCCUGGGCGCUGGUCCUUUCUUCCGGCCCCUCCCCUCCAAAAUGUGCCUAUUGCUAGAGCUCCUCCCGCCCAACACCCAGUUUCCUUGGGAGUUGUCAUUAAAGGAACAACAACAACAACAACAACAACAAAGCCAGUGCCCAGGGAUGGGCCUCUCCGGGGAGCUGGGGAUCAGCGCCAGGCAGCUGCUCAUUGCCAGCCAUGCCCACUUCCCCACGGGCACCAGAACAAGCCAAAGCCUUCGUUGUAUGUUGACGAUGCACUUUUAUGAAUGUAGUUUCUAUCGCUGUUUUUAGCCUUUUCACAUCAUGUAAUGUGAGGCCUUGUACUUGUUAAUUUAUAUCUCAGAUCAUAUUUGAUGGUUUUUAUAUAUAUCAAUUCUAGAUUGUUACAGGUGAUGGACGCCUCAAGAGAGAGAAGAGAAAAUGAAAGCAGCUGGUUUUGCAGGAAUGUGUGUUGCACGGUGCCAGUUGGGCCUGGGCCCCUCUGUUUCCAUCCUUUCCCCCCAGGGGCCUCUGUCAGGCACCCCCAGCUCAGCCCUCUGAAGACAGUGAGCACGAGCUCCUGUCUCCACCUUGUCCCUAGCCCAGGGUGGGGACUGGCCCCUCAACUUGACCAAAGCCGCCACGUGGCAGCUCGGCCUCUCCACACCCCCAUCCUGAUGGCUGUAGUACUCUUUGUGGGCCCACACCCCCGUCCCCAGUCCCUGUUCCCCAAGAGGAAACAGAGCACGGUGCCAGUGCCAAGACGACUCUGUGUGUCCCAGCUUCAGGCUCUCACAGAGCCCCACCUCCUGGGGUCUUACCUCACAGGGAAUGGGUUCUAAAAGUGAAUUUGCAAACAGGCCAACAAACGCUGCACUCCAAAAAAAUAAAAGACCCUGUUUUUUGUUUUGUUUUGUUUUUUUGUUUUUUGUUUUUUUUUUGUGCCAAAAACUGUGGACAUGCUGGCUCAGCAUCCUCAGGACCAAGCUGUUGCUUAAUUUUAAUUUAUUGUCUUUAUAUUAAAUAACCCAGAUGACAAGUUGUGGGCCUAGGACAGCCUGGGCCCGAAGAUUCUGAAAGCAGUCCCCUGGAAGCCCCAGGCUUGCUGUGGGAAGGGCCAUGCUGCCAUUUGCUCAUCAUUCCGUGGGCUAUGUCGGCCUUGGCCAAACCUACAUGGAGAGGCCAGGACUGGGGACAGUCCACACUCCAUCGCCCUCCUGCCCCUCCUUUCCACCUCAGCUCUGUGUCUGUGUCUGAAUUGUGGAUCGUGCAGAAGAACCUGCAGCCAUAGUUAUUUGACUAUAUCUCGACCGAGGGCUUGCAGUGCAAAGCCAGGCCAGUGUCGCGCAUUACUUACAAUAAAAGGGAUCAUUUAUA